AUGCCUUUGCACAAGUUCAUAUUUUUGCAGGCUUGUAAGCUGUCUGCUAUCUUUCUCCUUAGCCUCUUAUUUCUUCCUUGUCUCAUCUUUGCUUUCACUUUCAUCUUCUUCUCUUGUUUUCUACUCUUACCCAUUUUGUGCAUUUUCUUGUCCAUCAUUUUCUUUUUUUCUGUUGCUCCUCGGGUUUCUUGUAGAUCCAUAUGGAAUGUAUUCUUGAGAGUUUGUAUCUGGUUCUUAGGUGCUCCAAACAAUGAUCAUAAGGAGCCACCCUUGGAGUAUAAUACACCAGUGAGUGUCUGGUUUGAUCCUUCAGAGUUUCCUUAUUUCGAUGAAUCCGAAGAUGAAGAUAAGGUGAAGAAUGAUGGAAGUAAUCAUGAACAAUCAUCUUGGACCUCAUGGUGUGAAAGUAAUGAAGAGAUCAUCAAUGACUCUUGGCAAUUUCCGGUCUUGAGAACUUCUAAAACCAUACAAGAAUCGUCGUUCUCUGAUGUAAUGUCCUUUUGGAAAAGCAAAGAAAUGGAGGGUUAUAGAAGGGAUCGGUUGGUAAGCGGCAGAAAUUUAUAA
Molecule: messenger RNA, 564 nt
Organism: Macadamia integrifolia
Lineage: Eukaryota; Viridiplantae; Streptophyta; Magnoliopsida; Proteales; Proteaceae
Exons: 2
Coding region: 1-564 (187 amino acids)
Source: RefSeq, a predicted model, not a curated record